Molecule: messenger RNA, 2532 nt
Organism: Aspergillus chevalieri
Lineage: Eukaryota; Fungi; Ascomycota; Eurotiomycetes; Eurotiales; Aspergillaceae
Product: beta-mannosidase
Exons: 5
Coding region: 1-2532 (843 amino acids)
Biological process (GO): glycoprotein catabolic process; carbohydrate metabolic process
Molecular function (GO): beta-mannosidase activity
Source: RefSeq, a predicted model, not a curated record
AUGUCAAGAUUCUUUCAACACUCUCUAUCCAAAGAAUGGAGCUUCAAAGAUAGCACAGAUGAGUCCGAAGGUGCUUGGAUGCCAGUUCCAUCGGUCCCCUCUGUAGUCCAUCAGGAUUUACUAGUCAACAACAAACUCGAGGACCCAUUCAUCGGUCUCAACGAACUCAACGCCAAAUGGGUAAACGAGAAAUCAUGGACAUAUCGGAACGUCUUCCACAAACCAGAAGCAGCCCCUGGUUCAAGAAUCAUCCUAGCCUUCGACGGCCUAGACACAUUCGCCAAAGUGAAGCUUGAUGGAAAUGUUAUCCUGGAAAGCAACAAUAUGUUCCUUGCCCACCGGGUCGAUGUCACGAAAGCCUUGGAAACAGAUGGCGAGCAUAUCCUGGAAAUUAAUUUUGAUUGUGCCAUGCUGCGAGCUCGAGAGCUCCGUGGCCAGGACCCCAAGCAUAAGUGGGCUUCGUUCAACGGAGACCCGGCUAGGAUGAGUAUCAGGAAGGCUCAGUAUCACUGGGGCUGGGAUUGGGGUCCGGUUUUGAUGACGGCAGGUAUCUGGAGGGAUGUGAGGCUUGAGGUAUACACUGCGCGUAUCGCGGAUUUGUGGACGGAAGUGCAGAUAGCGGCGGAUCAUCAAGAGGCUACUGUUUCUGCUUUCGCUGAGGUAGACUGUGCAGCCGGUUCAUACAAGGCAAAGCUUAAACUGAGUCUACAGGGACGAGAAGUUGCGUCUGAGGAGACUACCGUGGACAAAGGCAAUACUGCCAAAGUAACGUUUAAUAUCAAGAACCCAUCUCUAUGGUGGCCCCACGGAUACGGCGAUCCCACACUCUAUGGACUGUCAGCAUCAUUGACAGAUGGACAGAACGAAGUCCAUCAUGUCUCGAAGAAAAUCGGCAUUCGUACGGCUAAAGUCAUCCAACAACCUGACAAAUAUGGGAAAUCUUUCUUCUUCCAAAUAAACGGAGUCGACGUCUUUUGUGGAGGCUCUUGUUGGAUCCCCGCCGAUAGUCUUCUCACGAAUAUUACCCCAGAGCGGUAUCGAAAAUGGGUUGAGUCGAUGGUUGUUGGUCGUCAAGUGAUGACUAGAGUCUGGGGCGGCGGAAUCUACGAAGACGAUAGCUUCUACUCAGCCUGCGACGAACUCGGAGUCAUGGUCUGGCAAGACUUUAUGUUCGCCUGCGGUAACUACCCAACCUGGCCUGAGCUACUCGACUCAAUCCGAAAGGAAGCAACCUAUAACGUCCGCAGGCUGCGUCACCACCCAUCAAUAGUCAUUUAUGUCGGGAAUAAUGAGGACUAUCAAGUUCAGGAGCAAAAUGGACUUACAUACAACUACGAGGAUAAAAAUCCGGAGAAUUGGCUGAAGACGGAUUUUCCGGCUCGGUAUAUUUACGAGAAGAUCUUGCCGGAGGUUGUGAAGGAGCUGGCUUCGAGUACUUUCUAUCAUCCUGGGAGUCCUUGGGGUGAUGGGAAGGUAACGUCUGAUCCGACUGUUGGGGAUCUGCAUCAGUGGAACGUGUGGCAUGGAACACAGGAAAAAUACCAAGUCUACGAGACCCUCGGAGGCCGAUUUAACAGCGAAUUCGGAAUGGAAGCCUUCCCGUACUUGCAAACCAUCGAGUCGUUCAUCGAAAACGAAGCCGACAAGUACCCCCAGUCUCACGUUAUCGACUUUCAUAACAAGGCUGACGGCCACGAGCGAAGGAUCGCUACUUAUUUUGUUGAAAACGUGAGAACAGCCACAGAUUUGGAGACAUACAUCUACCUCACGCAGGUGAUCCAAGCCGAAGCAAUGAUGUACGGAUACCGCGGCUGGCGCCGCCAAUGGGGAGAUGAACGACGCUGCGGUGGAGCUCUGCUUUGGCAGAUGAACGACUGCUGGCCUGGGAUUUCCUGGGCUAUCGUGGAUUAUUAUCUACGGCCCAAACCGGCGUACUAUGCGGUUGCGCGAGUGUUGAGACCACUUGCUAUCGGGGUACAAAGAGAGCAUCAUGAUUGGAGCGUCACGCAUGCGGAACCACCGAAGACAAGCAAGUACAGCCUUUGGAUAGCAAGCAGUUUGCUGAAGGGGGUUUCUGGGAAAGUGGAAUUGCGGUUUGUUUCUGUGCAGACUGGACUCGAGAUCCGUGAACGGAGGUUGUGGGAUGAUGUCCGUAUACAAGCCAACGGGACUACCGACAUCAUUAUAGCCGACAUUAUUGAUCACAUAGUAUACCCGGAGGCCCAUGUCCUCGCAGCACGUCUCUGGGUGGACAACGAUAUCGUUGCGCGGGAUGUGGACUGGCCUCAGCCAUUCAAGUAUCUGGACCUGUCGGAGCGGGGACUUGACGUGAAGGUCUCUGAAUCUGAAUCUGAUGAUCUGCAGAAACUGCGGGUCAGCACGCGGAAACCUGUCAAGUGCCUGGUUUUUGAAGAACGGGACGGCGUCAGAGUUAGCGAUAGCGCCAUGGAUAUUGUGCCGGGGGAUGAGCAGAUUAUCACCGUUAAGGGAUUGAGGGGUGACACUCUAAAAUAUAAAUACCUGGGACAAUAG